AUGGCGUUUUACACAGACGAACAACAAAUCUGGAAAUGUCAAAAACAUCCUUCAAAGCGGCGAACAACAACCACCGGUAUCUGCCCUACAUGUCUCCGUGAACGCCUCCUUAAACUCUGUCCAGAAUGUUCCAACACUCGCCCAUGCUCCUGUUAUCCACAACAUUCCAUUUCCACCUCGUCUUCCUCCUCGUCUUCUAUCGCUACAGAACAAGCCACACGCAUGUCGACUCUAAUCGACCACGAGCCUCCCUUUCAGAGAUCAAGGUCUCUUCUCGCGGUCCCGAUAAGAUCAAAAUCGAAGAAAGAGUUGGUAGAAGUAGAUAAGAAGAACACACCAAGUGUUAGCUGGAAUAAAAUUAACUUCUGGUCGGUUUUCAAGAGGAGUAAAACUAGAAAGUAUGAUUUGCAUGAUGAUGAAUCGAAUAAGGGUAGUGUUUCGGGUGGAGGAAUGGAAGAUUAUUCAAGGAUGAUGAGGUCCAGAUCAGUUGCUGUUGGUGCUGGCGACAGUUUCACCACGAAGCGUCGGGGAUGGCAUCUCCCCGGCCCCAUGAAGGCGUUCCGUCAUUCGAAGACGUCGAAAUUACAGGUACAUGACCGGUCACCCGUGCAUAGAGGGUGA
Molecule: messenger RNA, 621 nt
Organism: Helianthus annuus (common sunflower)
Lineage: Eukaryota; Viridiplantae; Streptophyta; Magnoliopsida; Asterales; Asteraceae
Exons: 1
Coding region: 1-621 (206 amino acids)
Source: RefSeq, a predicted model, not a curated record